AUGUCGCCUAAGGGGUUAGGGGAUUUACUGGUGGAGUAUGUCAGGCGGCGCGGACCUUACAUGUCCGAGGACGAAUAUCAGAAUAUGCUAUUGAUGGACAUAUAUAAUCAGUUACGACAGUUUGUGAAGUACAUGGAAGAUAAAGAUACCAUAAUGGCGUAUACCGUUAGUUGUGAUGACCAGGGCUGGAAGCAUCGCAACGAUGGCAAUAGGAUAAUGAAGACGGAAGGAAACAGACCUAUAUGUAGGCUUAUGGUAGGGGCUCUAUAUUUUAUGAACAAAAACAGAUGGGAACGGGACAAUAAUGCCGCACAGGACACUGGAGAUGAGAGGCUAAAGGACUAUGUAAGGUGUGGAAUAGUACACAUGUUUGAAGAAUUAUUGCUGGAGGCAUCCUGCGGAGCAAACUGGGGCAUAGAGUAUGCAUGGGAUAUAAUGAAAGAAAUAGAGCAGUCUAUGCAUGGUUUAAUUACGGACAAUAUUUGUAACAUGCAAAGGGCUGAGAAUAUAAAAAUUGGAGAGUGGUCCAUGAAAGCCAAAAUAAAGAAGUGGUUGGAAGAAAAUGAGGAGUUUAAAGCGAAAUUACAGGUGAAGAAAGUAGGAAAUAAGUGCACGGGACAUGGGAAGAGCACAUCAAAAGAUGAGCGCGCAUCGACAGCAAUUAGUGAGGGGCAGGCUAAAAAAAUUAAGCGAGAGAAGAAUGCUGAGAAAAUUCUGUGGGCUAAAGUGAAGACUGUAGUUCGGGAAGCUAGAAAAGAGGUACGAGACAAAAUAAAAGACCUGGAUAAGAACAUACCGAGGCAUGCUGAGGGCAACGUGACGAGAGGGGGGGACUUUAUAGACAUAUCCGACUCGGAGGACGAAAACGCUGAUGACGAUGAUGACGAAGAAGACGACGAACAGGAUCAGGACGAUGAAGAGGAUGCAGAAGAGCAGGACGCGAAGGAGAAGGAAACGAGCAACCAGAACGGGGACCAUAGUCACCACAAGAAGGAAGACAAGAAGGAUGCAACAUCUAAUGAAGACAGAAAAAUACAACAGACUCCACCACCAACAACAGGUGCUGUAGCAGGAGCAACAGAACUUGGAAGGGCAGAUACAACAGCCGGAGGAGGAGAGGCGUCCCAACCACAAGCACCGGCAUCUCCAGUAUUACCAUCAGUACCACAGGCACCACCCUCGACACCAUCAUCACCGACCGCAGGGGACAAGGCAUCCACGGCACAAAGCCCAGGUCAAGGACCAGGACCUGGACAACAACCCCCCCCACCUCCACCACCCCAGGGGAAUGCGCCUGAGGGCACCCAGGGGGGGCAGGAUGCAGACAAAGCAGUCGACGCAGAUUGUGGGACGAACCCCGAAGACCCACAAGAAGGUAAGGACUCCAUUACGCCCCCUGAGGGCACAACACAAAUAGUACACAAAGAAACGGAUCCAGUGAGUGCACAGUUACCUACCGAACCGAAUCAUGUUCCAAUAUCAACAAAACCAAUUGAGAACAACCCCCCCGACACUGUAAUCACGAAUAAUGAGGAGAACCCUACAAAGAGCAAGGUGGACGAUGUGCCUGAGGUAAUCAAUUCUGCACCUGAACCAGUGAGCGCCGUAGACGGUGGUAUAAAGGAACCUGAACAUUCCCCUGGGGCCCAAGAUACACCUGGCCCAGUUGGCGCAAAUGGGCAUAACGGUGAAGCAGAAGGAACACGUGAACGUGCGGCAACCCCAAUUCUUGAGGACACUUAUCCUGACCAUGAAUUCUGGGAUAUUGUUAGUAGUGUUAAUCCCCCUGCUGAUGAUACUGCGGGUACUGGUCCAGGUUUUUCCGGUAGUACCCCCAAAGCCCGUUGCGAUGCGGACACUGUUCUCGGUGGCGCCAGGGAGGAUAAAGGCUUUGGGUUAGAUCUAAGUGGUCCAAAGGGAUUGGACAGUAUAGCAAGGGGAUUUGCACCAGCUACCCCCACACAAGAAACUUCGGGUAAUUGGGAUAUAAAUAAGAAUGGCGGCCCUGACGGACCCGACCUAACCGACACCGUCCUGACCGCCACUACUCCCGUGCUGUUCUUCCUGUCCGCCGUCACCGUCGCCCUUCUUGGUUAUUCCCUUUGGAAGGCAAGUACACUAGGUACAUCAUCGGCUACUGUCACAAGCCAAUUUGACACGGUAGAUGCAACUAGAGUUGGAUCGACUACCGUGACAUUGAGUGAUGGAACUGAUGUAGGGAAACAGGGCACACGUAAUGUUUACGACGGUCAGGCUACGGGUAGUCCCGGGAAGAACAGGGUGUUCGUGGACAUGCGGAGAAAAUUAAAAUCCAAGGUGCACGUCAAGAAUCCAGUACCUGUAAAGAAGAAGCCACAGGGUGGAACAGCGCAGAACAAGCUGAAGGAAUGUUGUCAGAAAUUGAAACGUUGUAAAAUGGGAAGGAAAGCAUGGACAAUACUUAUAGUAAUCUCCACAGUCCUGUAUGCAUUCUUUAUGACCAUGAUCCAACCUUUCAGUAAUGAAACCGAAACUGGAAUAAUGUUAGUGUUGUCCGCGCUCGGGAGCAUGCAUGGAAUAGCCCUACUCAUUGCAAUUAUCUAUUUGUGUGUGCUACUAUGUUUCUGCUGCUCGAAGACAGGGAAAUGUUUACUGGAUAAAAUUUGGAAGAAGAAGGAGAAGAAGGAAGCUCCCACAGAAACGCAAAAAAAAGGAGAAGUAAAUAAGAAACCCGAGACACCCGGGAAGCAGAAGGUACCUGGAAAACCAGAAGUACCUAACAAGCAGAAACCAGAAGUACCUGAGAAGCACGAAGCACCGGGCACAGCAGGAGAAUCCGAAAAACUGGAAGCACCUAAGAAACCAGAAGUGCCAAAGAAAUCGGAAACACCUAGGAAACCGGAACUAGCUGAGACGCAAGAAGCAUCUGGGAAAUCAGACAUACCUGCCGAACCGGAAGUAGGUGAGAAGCAAGGAGCACCGGGGAAACUGCAAUUACCAUGGAUUUUGACACUACCUGGGCAAUCAGAUGUAUGUAGCAAACCGGAAGUUCCUAAGAAACCAGAAGUACUCGUGAAACCGGAGACACGCAUGAAAUCAGAGGUACCUAAGAAACCGGAGGUAGCUAAUAGUAAGAAGCACAUGGGAAACUGA
Messenger RNA from Plasmodium fragile, 3132 nucleotides. RefSeq lists its product as uncharacterized. The transcript has 7 exons. The coding region runs from base 1 to 3132 and encodes 1043 amino acids. The record is from RefSeq and is a predicted model, not a curated record. Lineage: Eukaryota; Apicomplexa; Aconoidasida; Haemosporida; Plasmodiidae.